Messenger RNA from Hymenoscyphus albidus, 535 nucleotides. NCBI's taxonomy places the organism in Eukaryota, Fungi, Ascomycota, Leotiomycetes, Helotiales, Helotiaceae. The record is from the annotation of a GenBank genome assembly.
AUGGAAUACGAGUCUGACACACACCAAACGUUCAUCAUCGCAAAAGUAAAUCAGCGUUACCGAGGUCUUGCGGCCAUCCAUACUACAGAGCACUUCAGUGUGGAAGACCUAAUAGACAUACGUUUGUACCUCAUGAAGACCUUUCAGAACGCCCGCAAUCAUCCACCGCUCCUCGCAGAACUCACAUGGGCAAGCAAUCAACCUACCACCUUCUGGGACACGAAACGAGACAUCAAAGCCAAACCUGAGUUUCCUUACAUCCAUACAUGUCUUUAUAUUGCGGUGGCAGCCAGUCACCCUCGCAGCAAAGUUACAAGUCUUCCUUUGAACGUGGUCUUCGAUACACUAGAAAGAGAAUUAGGAAUCAUAGUUGUGGAUAUCACAGAUCUAUCUCGACCACGCUGUGCAUUUUUACGGUAUGGUCACAUGAAAAUGCUCGGUUAGCUGUGGAAACCAAUGACAGAUACUCAGCUGCGUAAUUUCGAUCAUAUGUUCUGCAGAUACAGUCGAAUUCGAUAUAAGCUUCAAUCCGUGA